AUGUCGCACAGCUGCACGAGCUGGGGCUGUUCGGGGCAGCCUUGUCUCGAGCCACAAGACCAGGAGCCGCUGCCCGUCCUGGAGCCACCAAUCGUGGAGCCAGGCCUCACGGCUACACACUUUGAUUUUCGGAUGCUUCCAGGAGAGCUUCGCCUGCGAGUCCUCCAGAACACGCACCUGGGGCCACCAGGAACAGGUGGCUAUGACGCGUGUUUCGAGGAAUUACUUAUACUUGACGGGAGACUGGAUGUCGACAAUUUCAACCUAGUUGGGCAAUUCUCCCUUCCAUGCUCCCAUCGUCGUUCCCUGCACGGCUCCAGCACCCCGCCUUGCCGAUGCCGCAUCCUGCCCAUGGCGCUGUUCCUCGUGGACCGCCAGAUGUACCACGAGGCUUCUGAAGUCUUCUACUCGCACGCCCUUUUCGACUUCUACGGCGACGACUUUGGCGUGACCCUGGCCGUGCUGCGCCUCAUCCCCCCAACGUCCCUGCGGCGCCUUCGGCGCAUCCAGUUCACCAUGACGGUAGCCCAGUGCGACGGCUGGGGUGCCGGCGCGCUCGCCAGCGGGUAUCCCGCCUCGAGCUUCGGCGACAUGUCACGCGUGUACUGGCGCGGCGGCCCGCGCCCGGUGUUUGACUACCAGGCCGGCUGGCGGGCCGUCGUGUCGUAUCUGGCCGAGAACGCGGACCUGCCCCGGCUGCGCAUCAUCGUCGACAUGGCCACCAGCGGGUGGUCCUUUUUCGAGGUCAACGAUCUGCUGCUGUGGGACAGUCUUGACUUUGGGUGGUUCCGGUUCGUCUACGACUUCUAUCUCGGCGUCGCGACAACCCUGUGCUCGCUCAAGACGCUCGGGUCCGUCGAUCUUGUCCUGUACCCCUUUGGGAAGCUGACGCCGUGGCUGGAACGAGAGAUCAUGGGUUGCAGGAACGGGUAUGGGAGCCUCGAGCAACUGGAGCGGCAAUGUUUUGGCCAUCAUAUCCCGUCCUGGCACAGUAUGGAUCUGAGGCUGGAGGGGUCCAACUAUCAUCCAGAUCCAUAG
Messenger RNA from Cryphonectria parasitica EP155, 1038 nucleotides. RefSeq lists its product as uncharacterized. Bases 1 to 1038 code for a protein of 345 amino acids. The record is from RefSeq and is a predicted model, not a curated record. NCBI's taxonomy places the organism in Eukaryota, Fungi, Ascomycota, Sordariomycetes, Diaporthales, Cryphonectriaceae. The transcript is spliced from 2 exons.